This is a messenger RNA of Phycodurus eques (leafy seadragon), 1884 nucleotides long. RefSeq names its product urotensin-2 receptor 2 (gene ogfod3). NCBI's taxonomy places the organism in Eukaryota, Metazoa, Chordata, Actinopteri, Syngnathiformes, Syngnathidae. Gene Ontology annotation, molecular function: iron ion binding; oxidoreductase activity, acting on paired donors, with incorporation or reduction of molecular oxygen; L-ascorbic acid binding. The record is from RefSeq and is a predicted model, not a curated record. Gene Ontology annotation, cellular component: membrane. The transcript has 9 exons. Bases 91 to 1041 code for a protein of 316 amino acids.
CGGUGAGUGUAGCAGGGAACGAAGGCAACGGCAAUACCAGUGCAUGACCGCGUUUUUUUUUUUUUUUUUUUUUAGAAAGCUAGAAUUUUAAUGGCGCCGGUACGACAGAGAAACGCUAAAGGCCUCAAUUCUACUGAGAUAGGGAAGAAAAUCAAAAGGGGUAACGCACUGCGGCACGGCACAGCUUGGUGGACUUCCAGAGGGCUAACCACUUUGUUGCUGGUUACUCUUUGUUUGUGUGGUGCAGCUACUUGGCUGUAUGUCUUUUCUUUUGAUAGUGACAUAACAGAAACAUUGGUCAGCCAGCGUGAGCAUGUCUUUCCCGAGCCCAGAGUCUACAUCAUCCAGUGCUCUGAGGACUACGAGAACUACAAACGCUACCCAGGAUGCACCCCUCAGAAGUGUGGCCGUGCUGUCGUGGACAGUGUGGUGACAAGGGAGGAAGGUCAGCUCCUCAGGAGGCUGGCUGAGAGGGGACUUCAACUGGCUGGAUCAGAGGGAGGAGCCUCCAUCUUGGACCUGCACUCAGGAGCAUUAUCAAUGGGGCAGCAAUUUGUCAACAUUUACAGAUAUUUUGGAGAACAUAUCCAGGAUGUGUUCACAGAAGAUGAUUUCCAGCUUUAUAGAGUUGUACGCAAGCGAAUCCAAACACUUAUUGCAGAGGCGUUUGGUUUAGACCAAGCACUGAUGUACCUCACCAAGCCCACCUUCUUCUCCAGGAUCAACUCUACAAUAGCCAAGACACAACAUGACGAGUAUUGGCACCCGCACAUAGAUAAGGUCACCUAUGGCUCAUUUGACUACACAUCCCUUCUAUACCUUUCUGACUAUGGCUCUGACUUCACUGGAGGAAGAUUUGUCUUUAUGGACCAAGAUGGCAAUAAGACAGUAGAACCGAAGGCAGGUCGAGUGUCUUUUUUUUCCUCCGGAUCUGAGAACCUCCACCGUGUGGAGAAGGUCACAUGGGGGACCCGUUAUGCCAUCACGGUGUCCUUUACGUGCGACCCUACACAAGCCAUCGCUGACCCUGUCAUGCCUUGAGGCAACCAUGGGUGAUGGGGCGGACAUCACGGUCCUCCGGCUCAGUCAAGUCCUGCAGAAAGUGGCAGAGGGAAAGGAUGAGCGAUGAGACAGGAGAAGAGGAAAGAGAGAUUCAUUUCUUGCUAAGUUUAGGUCCUGUAAUCUUACUGUAGGUGCACAGCCAGUCUGUUUGCUUAACAGGCUUUUAUUUUUGAUUGUGCAACAACAACAAAAAGUGACAUUCCCAUCUUCUUUACGGAGGUGUUUGUAUUAGUUUUAUUGUACAGUAUUUUUCUAUCCACUUCAGUUUAGUUCAGGUGUUAAGGGUGUUUAGGUUCUGCACACGUUUCCACAUCAGUCCUUGAUCAUUCAAGGUGGACUUCAUCAGGUUGCCAAUUAACUGACUCAAUUUCAACUGUGGGAUGGUGCGUGUGUGUUGUGUGUGAUUAUGAUAUUUAAUGAAGAGCUGCCUAGUACAAACCACAUGAGAAAAUAUAACUCAGGAGAAGAACUUUCUUUGUCAGGAGCGCUUAACAGAUUCUCUGUUUAUCAUAAGUUAAUCAUCUGUUUAAUGUGCCGCAUUGGAUUGAAUUGCGUCUGCACCUCCCUCAGGGGUCUGUUGACUAAUUUAUUGGCCAGUCAUUAUUUACAGUACAGUACGUAUGUAACACAAAGCUGUGUACAUUUCCAUCCAACCAUCCAUUGUCUUAACCGUACAUCCUCACUAAGGUCGCGGGGCUGUGUACAUUUGACUUAGCAUUUUUUAUAGGACUGACUGAUUUUUCAUCAUCAUCAUUUUCAUUGCAUGUCAUAUCAAUGAUUGUCUGUGUAAUUAUGCAUUUCCCCCCCUUGUGAUUAUGGAAG